UAUAAACCCGCUUCUCCCUAGCCAUUGUCUUUAACCCAUUUUCCCUUCCCAUCGGUUCAUCUCACUACUGUUCAAGCGAAGUUACUUAAAGAAAGGAAAACCCAUGGCUCCUAGAUCAAAACCCAGCCCGAUUAGCCCGAAUCCCGACCCGAGUUCUAAGGAGAUCCGCUAUCGCGGCGUUAGGAAGCGCCCAUGGGGCCGUUACGCAGCCGAGAUCCGAGAUCCGAGGAAAAAGACUCGAGUCUGGCUCGGCACCUUCGACACCGCCGAGGAAGCAGCGCGUGCUUACGAUGCGAAGGCGCGAGAGUUCCGCGGCGCUAAGGCGAAAACAAAUUUCGCCGACAACAACGCCAACGACUUCACGCGCAGCCCUAGCCAGAGCAGCACCGUGGAGUCUUCUCCGCCGCCACUUGACCUUACUCUGGCCAGCGCGUGUUCUUCCCUUCCUGUGACGGCGCAGCGUCCGGUUUACUUCUUCGAUGCCUUCGCUACUGGCGGUUCGGGUUGCCCCGCAUCCGGCUUCGCUCAAAGCGACUCCGAUUCGUCGUCGUCUGUUGUAGAUUUUGAAGGAGGAGUGCGGCGUAGAGUGUUUGAUCUUGAUCUUAACCAGCUGCCAGCUGAAAUGGAUUGAUUUGCCUCCUUUUUUCAAUAUGUCGUUUUGAGCUUCAAUUCUCAGCGUUUUGGGCUUUCCUUUUUCUUUUUUUUUUUCCUUAAUUUUUGGGUUAAAAUUUAAAACUGACAUGUAAUGUAUGAUGUAUGUAAAAAAAAAAAAUUGUAACUCCUAGAGAUCUAUAUUUUUGGCAACUUGAGAAAAUUUUCUCAAUGUUGUUUCUCCUUUAUUAUAAUUAAAAAAAAAUUAAUAACAGAAAUUAAA
Molecule: messenger RNA, 874 nt
Organism: Gossypium arboreum
Lineage: Eukaryota; Viridiplantae; Streptophyta; Magnoliopsida; Malvales; Malvaceae
Product: ethylene-responsive transcription factor 4-like
Exons: 1
Coding region: 104-631 (175 amino acids)
Biological process (GO): regulation of DNA-templated transcription
Molecular function (GO): DNA-binding transcription factor activity; DNA binding
Source: RefSeq, a predicted model, not a curated record